CACAGCUUUUGAAAGUUUAACAUCAAAUAAUUUUAAUCCAAAACUUCUAGUAAAAUCAGCCUAUAUCAACCAUUGAGUAAAUUAUACCGCCACACCCGACCAUGAGCAGGGUCAAGGUUUUGAUUGCUGGAGCCCGGGGGAGCGGGAAGACGUGCUGGCAUCAGUGUUCUAUAGCCCACCAGUUCCCUACCUACAUCCCCGUGUCUUUUCCACCACGAGUCAAAGACUUUUACAUCCAGGGUAGAAAGGUCGAGGUCCUGCUAGAGGUGGACGAUGGUCACGAGACUUGCCGCAGGUUUUCUUUGAGUGAUAGCCACGUCGUGGUCUACUGCGUGGACACAGAUCUGAGGGACGGGCAGUUGGAGCAGGAGCUGACCAUGUUUGCCACGUUUGGUCCAGUGGGUGCUGGCACGGACAAAGAUUGACAGCCGGCCACGGGGUCAAGGUCAACAUACAGGACCGAAAAAUUUCCAGGAAAUUGCAGACAGCUACGGUGUGGACUCCUACGUGGAGUGCUCAGCCCUCACACAGCUGGGCGUGAAAGAUGUCUUCACGGCUGCAGUACAGCUGGCUCUGGACCGGCUAGGUGUCGGCAACAGCUGGUUGAGGUACAUCAAGCUGGUCUCUGACAAGAUCAAGGGCAUGUUCUUCAACACUUAGGAAAUUUGAUGUUU
Messenger RNA from Physella acuta, 674 nucleotides. RefSeq lists its product as uncharacterized. The record is from RefSeq and is a predicted model, not a curated record. NCBI's taxonomy places the organism in Eukaryota, Metazoa, Mollusca, Gastropoda, Physidae.